CCUUUUCAAAUUCCAUCUGAAGCAAACAGUCUAGAUUCCGCUUUUGAUAUCCUGCAAAUUGUCCAGCCUUUUCGAAAAAUCCGUAACUUUUCGUAUGUGUUCCAUAGUCGCACGUGCAAGGAUGUUUUGUGCAGGAAUAGUGCAGCGUAGACUGAGCAUGGGUCUCAAUCAAAAACUCGGCCUGGCGCCCAGGAAGCUCUACUCCGAGGAGAAGAAGCCCCCGGGUGUUUUCCUGUGGGGCGGCGGACUUGGCAAGCUGCAGGGCGGUCUCAAGGAGGAGGAGUACUUCAUUUCGCUGACCCAGACCCUCGUGGGCAAGAUGCCGGUCAAGAAGGAGCCCGGCGACUACCUGCCCAACUGGGACGAGUUCCAGAAGACCCUGGACCACGCCUCGCUGGGCAGCACCUCCUCCUUGAACAAGCACAAGAACGUGCUCGAGGAGGCCUUCUUCCUGGACAAGACUGCAGACGACAUCAAAGUAUUGCACGAUCGUGCCCCAGAAGAACUCAAAUCUCGCCAUACUGCCACAGAACUGGAACUCGAAUCAGAUCCCCAGAACACCAGAUAGUUAGUUGUUUAUGUUUAAAUGCCAUACACCGAUUUCUUCAGGCGCAUCAUCAUCAUAAUCACCCAACUUAUCCACAUGGCACGGCUCAAUAAAAUUGUUAGUUGCAAUCUUUCAGGAAAGUU
Drosophila mauritiana is the source of this 690-nucleotide messenger RNA. RefSeq lists its product as uncharacterized. NCBI's taxonomy places the organism in Eukaryota, Metazoa, Arthropoda, Insecta, Diptera, Drosophilidae. The coding region runs from base 95 to 568 and encodes 157 amino acids. The record is from RefSeq and is a predicted model, not a curated record. The transcript is spliced from 3 exons.